Messenger RNA from Wyeomyia smithii (pitcher-plant mosquito), 5758 nucleotides. It is a transcript of the gene Frmd5, whose product is annotated as FERM domain-containing protein 5. The transcript has 8 exons. The record is from RefSeq and is a predicted model, not a curated record. NCBI's taxonomy places the organism in Eukaryota, Metazoa, Arthropoda, Insecta, Diptera, Culicidae. The coding region runs from base 282 to 1958 and encodes 558 amino acids. Gene Ontology annotation, cellular component: cytoskeleton. Gene Ontology annotation, molecular function: cytoskeletal protein binding.
CCAUCGCUGGAGUUGGUGUGAGACGCAUCAGGACGACGGAAAAUGUCAGUGGCGUAAAAAUUUGUGCGAGGAAAGUGAAAAUUUUCGGUACACUUCGAAUACUGUCCUGUAUAUUAGUUAUUAGUUAGUGUUACUCUUCUCAACAAGUGUGCAGAUUGAGUGCUAUCAGGAAAGGCCACUAUAAAGGCGGCUCUGCAAGCCUUUGCCCUUAGUUGAAAAUCCUAUAAAACCCUGGGAAUUUAACGCAGGAAAUCUUCUAUAGCAAUACUAAGUUGCAAACUAUGUUCAAGAGUCGUAGUGAAGGAAAUGUUGUUUAUAAGUGCACGGUUCGAUUAUUGGAGGAUCUGGACGUCCUAGAAUGUGAAUUUCAGCCACACCACAAGGGCAAUUUUUUGUUGGACUAUGUGUGCGAACAGUUGGAAAUCAGCGAGAAGGACUAUUUCGGGCUUCGAUUCGUGGACUCUGGCAAGCAGAGGCAUUGGCUGGAUCUCGCAAAAACGAUUAUCAAACAAGUAAAAGAUGUGGAACCUUUGAUACUAUCCUUUCGUGUAAAGUUCUAUCCGGCCGAUCCCUGCCGUCUAACGGGGUACGGAAAGGUGAUGCUUUUCCAACAGCUGAAGCGUGACUUACGACAUGGGCGGUUAUACUGUUCAGUUGGAGAAGCUGCCGCGUUGGGAGCUCUCAUAGUGCAGGAUGAACUGGGUGAUUUUGACUCGGAAACACACACAGGCGAGUACGUCUCUUCACUGAAAAUCGCUCUGAGGCAGUCCGAACAGCUGGAGAAAAAAGCCAUGGAGUUGCACAGAAAGCGUGAACCCGGCCAGGAGACGGUAGCCGUUUAUGAUGAGUUCGUUAGUAUCGCACGAAGUCUAGAGACCUACGGAAUCGAUCCGCAUCCGGUUAAGGAUCACCGGGGUACGCAGCUCUAUUUGGGUAUUAACUUUUCCGGAAUCAGUACUUUUGCUGCAGGGCGGAGAGCACAGCAUUUCCGGUGGCCAGAGGUUCAUAAAAUCAAUUUCGAAGGAAAGAUGUUCAUUAUUCAUCUUGCGUAUACAGACGAUCGACGUGAAGUGAAAAAGCAUACGGUAGGAUUUAAAUGUCCAUCGGGAUCUGCUUGUAGAUACGUUUGGAGAUGUGCCAUUGAACAAAUGUUAUUUUUUACUCUUCCAACUAGCCAACAUGCGUCGGUAAUGUCCGGUGGAGGCUUCUUCUCCUGGGGUACUAAGUUUAGAUACUCCGGCCGAACCGAGCGCGAGAUUCUUUCGGAAUCACUUAACGCAUUGCGUCAGCAGAAGAUGAACAACACAAGUCCUAGCAAGAGAAAAGCACAAAGUGUUCCGGCGACACCAUCCAGUCCACAGGGUGAUUUAGCGGAAAUUCGUAAGUCACGAUACAGCAGCCUUCCUCGAUCUACAAUGUCGGAACCAUUGGGCGGCUGCAAUGAUCAUAUGGCUUCAUCCGUUUAUUGUCCAGAUAACGCACUGCCAACACUGGAAACAGUCUCAGAGGAGGCGCGCAAAACAAACGGUGAAAGCAAUGACCAUCUCUCGGAUUAUUACUUUCGUGAUUCAUUUGAUCAUUCGUCGUCCGAGUCAGGCUUCGCCAGCAAUGUGAUUGAAAACCGCCUCGGAUCGCAUCUGCACCAUCGCCAAACUUAUACUUCCGAUCAUAUUUCGUCGCUGGCUAUGCACAGUAUGGCGAACAAUUCAAGUAUUGUUCAGCAGCAGAACGCUAGUAAUAGUGCAAAGAAUCUGAAAAAGUUUUCCCUGAUACAGGCGUUUGUUCCAUCGUUCUUCUUCGUGGUUGUGGUAUUGGCCGUAUCGGCUGUGUAUAUUCUAGAAUCAGAUUCAGAAAUGUUCAGUACUAUGAAGAACUGGCCGGAGAUGAUUUGUCUACGUUAUCAGUACUAUCAACCACUAAAAGAAUUUUUGACGAAAAAGUUCGGGGCCAUAUUCUGAUUUGCUUGGGUAAACCCGGCCGGGAAUGGUGGUGAAGAUGGUUUCGAUAGUAAUUAUGAUGAUCACCACUAUCCAAGAUCAGGAAAUCAUCCGGAAGGGAACGAUAGCCACAUGACGCUUACGCUCACGCUACCUGUUACAAGGCAUAUUUGAAGCAAACUGUCCGAUCGAAUACAACCCAUCAAAUGAACGACGAUUCAUGAAACCAAAACCGGCCACUGACUAUGUUUUUUCUAAGCGUCUUUAUUUAUUCAAUUAAAUUUUUCAAUGCGAUUGGAUUGAAAAUCCAAAAAAAGUUCAUUUUAAAAAAUCUGAUAGUGUUUGAACGUCUGCUGAUGUAUCUAACGGCAGUUGGAUCUCAUCAAUGCUGUAGAAAUUCAGUGUGAUUAGCCUCGAGAAACUAAACAUUUAAUGGGCAUUGGAAUACACACUUUAAGAUGACAUAUGUUAUGAAAUUCGUGAAAAUGAAAUGGAACUAUUUCGAAAUUUGAAUCGAUGCGUGUACAAAUUGUUCAUUUUAGGCUAGUUGUGAUAUCAGUAAAGUACAUACCUAGAUAAGACGAAAUCUACGAAUUGUUAUAUCGCAUAGUCUGGUAACGCGCCAAAAUUCUUUAACCAAUAGUUAGUAGUUUGCUAUAUCAUCAUUAGCAAUGGUAAUGGUAGAAAAUGGCGAAAUUUCACAAUGACAGCAUUAUUACAAACCAGUUGGAGAACAAUCUCGAGUUCAUUUAAACAUUGUUAUUAGAAUCAGCAAAGAAACUAACAUCAAGAAUAUGCACAAACGUACAACUGCACUCGCGAAACAAAUAUAGGGGUAAGCGGGGUAAGACCGCCCCCUUAAGCAAUUCUGUUUAUAGAAAAAAAAGUUGCGGCUGCAAUUUCAUUUUUUCUUCGCUAAGAGGUUCUUCUAUUCAAUACCCGCAUUUAAAAAAUAAGAACUGAAAUAUUUUUGUUUAGUUUCCAGCUUUUUUUUUAAUUUUUAAAAAUUCAUUGAAAAUGUGCAGAUCUUUUUCAUGCGGGGUAAGCCCGCCCACCAGCGGGGUAAGAUCGCCCACCAUUUUUUGAGGAUAAACAAUUUUUUUAGGGCCGAAACGGUUAAUUUUAUCGGUAUAGUGUCUCUGACAAAGUUGUAGAUGGUAUUUUUUUUUCUUUUUAAAUAAAAUAUACACUGAAAAAUCUAAAAAAAAAUUUUUUUUCUAAGUUUCAACUUAUUUUGUUUUCUGAUUAUUCAAGUUCAGAUCAAUGUUUAAGUAACUUUUUUGGUUUUCAAAAUAAAUAGAUUUUUCAGAAUUGAAAAAAAAAUAUAUUUUUAAUUCUAUUUUUAUAUCUUUUUUUAAAAUUUGUUUAGAGUGUGUACUUUUUUCGGAAGUAAAAAACUACUAUUUUCAAUUCUGCCGGAGACGUCAUACCAAUCAAACAAACCGUCCUGACUCUAAAAUUAUUUUGGUUCAUUAACACCAUUUUCACACAGGUUUACUUUUUUCAAAAAUAAGUCUUGCUAAAAUAUAUUACUAGAAAAGCUUCAACAAAAUCGAAAAUGUCGAUUAACAUCGAUGUCUUAUGUGGCUUGAAGUUGCUUUAUUGAUCCUGUAAAUAUUCCCUUUGUAGUGUCGAGGCAUUUGGGUCUUGAAGUAAAACAACAAACAGUUGGAUACGUGGCAGUUUUACCCCUUGUAUAGUGGGCGACUUUACCCCCAGUGGAACAUUUUCAUAUUUAACCGAAAAAGUAGUCAAAAUUACAAGAUUACUCACGGCUUUCGAUAUUUCCGAAAGAAGAUAGAUUCAGGCAAGCGAUUAAACGUAUAUUCACGAACAAAACAAUAGAUUUUUAGACUGAAAAACCUUAAGUCCCGUUGCCGCAACACAAUAGCGCAUUGACUGGUUGCCAGCUGAAAGGUUGUUUUUGAUUAUUUCUGCGACCGUUCGCGCACUAUCAAAACAGAAAAACGUGCAAAAUGUUAUGUAGUUAUACUGUAAUAGACACGUUAAAGAAAUUUUUCAAUUAUUUUAUAACUUGGUAGUAAAACUACAGUUUACCCUGUUUACCCCUAUGUGCUGUGAGAUGGCAUCAUUGUGAGCAUUUAGUAGUAAUAGUAGUGACAUAUGAAUCAGAUGUUUCGUUCUUUAUACGCAUAACUUGCAUAGUAUUGAGUCGUAGUUUUAACCUAAGUUCAAAUGCGAGCAUGCAAUUUUACCAGUGGUUAAAGCAUUUAAUAUCAAUAGAUACGUUCGGUUCCGUUGUAAAAAAAAACUAACCUGAGAUUUACAGAUUAACAAAUUAAUGAAACGUGUAAUUAGGACAAAGUACUGAAAAUGUUUUCCAUUUUUUGAGGAAAACUGCAGUGUGAACGAAUUACUCCAGCCAAUACAAGUAGCAAACAAUUAGAAGAUUUCAUAACCAUAAUGCGACAGAUAAUUUCAAAAUGAAAUCGUUUCAGAAUACAAUAAAGUUGCUUGCCUUAUUUUUUGCUGUACCUUAUCAUAACGCAGAAAACAAUGAAGAGUAAGAGAGAGAAAGAAAAGCUAUUCAAUUGGCUUACUAGGCCAGCAAGAGAGUCACAAAUCUGACGAAAACUGUGAACGAAAUAACGUCCAAUUCCUAUGUGAACAGUAAUAAGAUUUUUACAACUACCGCUGAAAGCAUCUCAUAUUUCCCUACUGAAAACUUAGGCAUCAGCAAGUGUACAUAUAGCUUAUUAGCGACAAUCAAACGUAUUGAAUCACAGGAGCAGCAUCCCUUUUUUGGAAAAUGCUUCCUAUUUUGAAUAUAACCGACAGCAUUCAACAGGAAAACAGCAGCCGACCUUUUGCAACAGAAAUACAUAUCACAAAGUGGUAAUUAGAUGCAUUUCCAGGCGUAUAUUACCGUCGCUAUUGAAUGACAUCAGAGUUUGUUAUUUGACUUGAGCACGAUGUUUAUCACGAAAUGGUUGAUCAAGAAGAUGGGCGCACUUUUUGGUAUUCAAAUGAUUCAUUACCCAAAAGAUAGACAAACAUGCAUAAAAGUAGAUACCUAUUUUAAUACUUGAGCAUUUUUUAAUGAUCAUGAUCAUGAUUUGUACAAACUGAUUGAACUCUUUCCAUAGCUCAAUAUUUCGCCAAACCAAUUUGCAUUACACACAGGAGAAAUUUUGUGUCAAUAUACAAUAAAUGCGCGCUAGGGCAAACAGUUUUAGAUUCGUUUACAUAAUCUAGCUAUUUGGAAGCAGAAAAGUGUCCAAGAAAUAAGUUGGCGAAUGUGAACCGUUGUGAAUUGUCACCAUGUCUAAUUCUUCUGGCGGAUGCUCAAAAUAGAAGGCACUAGCAGAACCAAUCUAACGCGAAAAAGAUGCUGUGAAAGUUUGUAACAACAAGUUGGCACUUGCCUGGAUUCGUUGGACAGCAGAUACAGUUUUUGUAGGCGAAGUGAAGCAGAAAAUCAUAUGUAAAUAGGUCCACGACAACCUGAUACUCCUAUAAUAUGAAAUAAAAUUGACAAAAAAACGCAAUUAAAGUAACUUUUAUGAUAGAUUGAUAAAAUAUAGCAUAAAUUGGAGGAGUGGAGAUCGAAUUAAGAGCGAAUUUGGGUAAAAUAGUGGAAGGUAAUUGUUUUCUUUUAUUCAAAAAAUUGCAUCGAAUAGUAUACAGCAGAAACGAAACAGCUGUACGAAAGAGAGUUACAAAUUAUUGUUUCAAGCUAGACGUGAGACGGCAACAUGUAGAAGCAUAAAUUGUAUGUACGAUACGCAAAUAAACGGUCCAUGCAGUACGAAUAACGGAAACUCCCAAGAAGCCUCCGGAUAGAAAUACAGUUCUUCUUU